Messenger RNA from Folsomia candida, 5919 nucleotides. RefSeq names its product endoplasmic reticulum metallopeptidase 1-like. Bases 148 to 2904 code for a protein of 918 amino acids. The transcript has 6 exons. Lineage: Eukaryota; Metazoa; Arthropoda; Collembola; Entomobryomorpha; Isotomidae. Gene Ontology annotation, biological process: proteolysis. Gene Ontology annotation, molecular function: metalloexopeptidase activity. The record is from RefSeq and is a predicted model, not a curated record.
GAUGAGAGGUGUGAAUAUUUUCUCAUUCAUCAGAAGUGGGUUUCAUGGGACCAGGAACAAAAUCGUGGUUGUGAUUUAAAAUUUUGCCAUAUACAUGCGUAAUUUAACUUACAAUAUCAAACAUAUUAUUUGCAUACGUAAGUGAACAUGGGGGCACGACAACGUCACCGAGGCGAAAGUUUCCAAUCAAGCCAGGGCAAGUCCAACGACAACAAUGUGACUUUAACAUUGGAUGAUACCGACGAAGAUAAGCAGUCCACAUCUCAUAAUGAUCAUCGCAAGAAGAAGAAAUCUGUCGACAAGAUUCCAGCAUCUUUUACACUAAUUUCUGUCACAGUAUUAAUCACUUUGACACUUCUAUUUGUUCGCUAUAUGGACUUGAGGCUACCCGAGGCAUUAAUGGAGUCUGACAUACCAAGCAAACCGGAAAGUUUCAUAGAGGAAAGAGCAAGACGAGAUUUACAUCAAUUGACAAAAGUUGGAGUUCGUGUCUCUGGAAGUAUUGCUACUGAUUUAAUCACGGUUCAGCAGUUUGAGGAAAUUUUAGCCAAGAUUCAGGAGAAUGUUAGCUCUGGGUGGAGCAUUGAGAAAAGUGUCCAACGCCCAACGGGUAGCUUUUGGAUAGAAGAUGAUGAUGGGCAGACAAGUUCUUAUUCAAAGAUUGCCAAUGUGAUCGCCAAACUUGAGCCAAGUGACCCCGCGUUUCGUACGAAUAACGGAAUAUUGCUGAAUUGUCAUUUUGACACAAAACCAGGAUGUCCAGGCGCCACUGAUAAUAUGAUCAGUUGUGUCGUAAUGUUAGAAGUGCUUCGUGUCCUGUCAUCCAAACCACUCCUCGUGAAUCAAAUUAGGAACCCGAUAAUUUUCCUGUUUAACGGGGCAGAAGAAUUUGGCUUGCAAGGAGCGCAUGGUUUCAUCAGGGGGAAGGAAGAAGAUCCAACUGAUGAGCGUUGGGGUCACCCCUGGGCGCAGAAUCUUAGUGUGUUCAUAAAUUUGGAAGGAGCAGGGGGUGGAGGACGGGAAAUACUUUUUCAAGCUGCUGGAGGAACCAAGAAACAGACAGGAUGGCUUUUACAAGCAUAUAAACAAAGUCCUCAUCCAUACGGAAGUGUCAUCGGAGAGGAAGCCUUUACCUCAGGACUAGUUCCUUCAGACACGGAUUUUCGCGUGUUCCGAGAUUACAAAUCACUCCCAGGCUUGGACAUCGCGUACAUAAAAAAUGGAUGGGUUUACCACACAAAAUGGGAUGUACUCUCUGAAAUCCCUUCUGGAAGUGUGCAGCAUAUGGGAGAUAAUUCCUUGGAAAUGGCCAAGUAUUUAAGCACUUUGGAUUUCAAUGGUUUGGAGGAUUCUGCAGAACAAGUCGUAUUUUUCGACGUGUUGGGCGUAUUCCUGAUAACUUACUCUAAAACGGUGGGAAUUGUAAUUAAUGUCCUCAUAUCUUUGGGCACCAUCGGGGUCAUAAUAUUCGUGGGAGGUUGGACGCUGAAAUCUUUCUUGACGUAUGCUACAUAUUUGGGAUCGACUUUAUUGGCAUGGGGAGUAGGUGCUGGGGUCGCAGCCCUUGUUGCAGUGAUGCUCAACGGGUCAGGGUAUCCAAAACCGUUCUACUCUUAUCCGUCUCUCGCACUGAUUUUAUUCGGACUUCCAGCCGUGAUUGGAGAAACUUUGACCUAUGCAAUUUGCCUUAAAGGUUCGCCAAAGGAUACUUGGCUAGCAGGGAAAUUAUCAGUGGCAGUUUUACUAUUAGGGGUCACAUUCUUCACACGAGGCGCCUAUGUGUUCCUACCACCAUUGAUAUUCGGAGUAAUUCCUUGGGUCUCUUUAAGAUAUUUAAUGAGAGGUUGGCCUAAAACAAUUAUGAUAUUCUACAUCCUUCUGGGAGAACUUAUCCCACUCAUCCUUUCGUCUUACUUGAUAUUCACUCUCACCGAUGUGUUUGUCCCAAUACUUGGCCGAGCAGGAAGUGAGAUGAAUGGCAAUUUAUUUUUUGGAGUGGCACUUUCAGCAAUUAUUUGUAUCAUAUCAGCCCCCGGACUAAUAUCACUUUUUGUGAAUUAUGACAAGAAAGUGUUGACCAUAUUGUUACUGAUUAGCGUCCUCUUACUAAAUCCAAUGAUUGUGUUUGGCUUCCUGGGGAAAAUUCCGUAUCAAGAAAAGACUCCGAUGAGAAUAACCAUCAACGAUGUUCAGCGGAUUUGGUACAGCGACAACGGCACUAUUUCGAAAUCAGAGAACGGAUACUGGUUUUGGCCCUUGGACGCUGACACGGACAAUUUAUUUCCCGAGUUGGCUAAAACCGUGGAAGAAAUUGGUUCUGCGUAUGACGAAAUAUUGGACUAUGAAAAUUGUCCCGAUUUAUACUGCAAGCAACCUUUCCUCUGGCCCACUACAAACAGAGUUAAGAAGGUUCACUGGAUACCAAAAUCGUAUCCUUUACCACAGGAAAUUACCGAUUGGGCGAGAAUGCACGUGGUAUACCAAAAUGGGUCAUCGGAACUUGGCCAGCGUCAUUUUACUCUAGAAUUUUCAGGACCACAACAUGCAACGAUUGUUCUUAGUCCGAAACGUGGCUGGGAUGCAAAUAUCACGAUUCAAGCAAUGGGUGAAAAUUUGCCUGUGGAAAAAGCAGGUAAAAUCCAAUGGAAGGGGAGGAAAGUAUAUUUUAUUUACCAUGGAAGAGGAAAUGUCGUGGAACCCUUCAGAAUGGAUGUUAAUCUUGUAAGAACCAGUGGUGACGAAGAAGAUGAGCAUGUUCUGGACGUUCAACAAAGCGCAUUAUUUUUUGACGUUACUGAAAACACGACAACUACAGAGUUUUUUGAUUUUAUGGGAAGAUUUCCAUCAUGGAUAUUUCCUGGAAUGAGUUGGACAGCAGUGAUGAAAAUGUACACAAUAAAGUAGAUAAACGCUGAGCUUGUUUUAGGUAUUGGAAAGCUAUGCAACUAUUAAUUAAUGUGUUAUUUGAAUACAUGCCAAUUCGUUAAAUUGAGGUUUGCAAAAGGUUAAAGAUUGCAUACAUAUCAUGCACAUAAACACAUGCACAUAUGUAGAUUCAUACAUCUGCAUAGUUCUGCAUGCAACAAACUAUAAUGGUCACACACUACAGGUAUUUGGUUAAUAAUUGGUUAUGUAAUUGCAUCACUGGGAAGCCCAUAAUGAAGGUGCUAAAUAUGUAUUACAAUAAAUACAUAUAGGUAGCUUUGUAUUUUUUCUUAUACUUUGCAUACCAAAUCGCACUUAUAUAUUGACAUUGAUCGAUAAUGUUGCUGAAAUAUGCAAUUAUUUCCAAGAAAAUUAGACAGAAUGGUCUAAUAGUGUUUACUUACUAGUACAUAUUUAUGUUUUAAAUGCUAAUGUUGGCGAAAAUAAAACGUCGUUUUGUCAAUUCUAUAUAUUUAUAUUUACGUACACUUAUGUAUGUACACAAGAAUAGUUUUAUCUUUUUUUGGAUACUUUCCUUUCGAUCUAAGACAAUGACUUUUUUAUAUGCAAAAUUUAUUUUUGUUUUUAUUUUAACCGUAAUUUUCCAUAAAUCUUUGCAACAAAGCCAAACUAUUGGAAAACCUUACAAAUUCGGUUCCUUCUGCUCAGUACGAUUUGUCCUCCCAUCAACCCAUAACUUUCAAGUGCAUAAUAUUCUUGAGCAUUGGGAAGAAUUUUUCGAAGUGUCAAUACGCUUGAUUGGAAAAUUAAAAAAUUACCGAGGUCAGGAAGACCUUCUGGAACAUAAUUUUAAAGAUAAUCAUAGUUUAAAGCAAAUUAGUUUCCUUAAUCGAUACAAUGAUCACUGUUACGUCCACGCUUUAAUUUUUCUAAAGUGGGAAGAAUUUAUCCAUGUCGUGCAAAAGUCUGAAUUUAAUUUCAAAGCGCAAUCCUGGUUCUUGUGGAUUGUAAAUGAAUCCACACCUUUGAAAGGGUUAGAACAAAAUCGAGAAAGUGGUGAUGAUUUACCAGACAACUGGAUCAAUAUUCCACUUCUCCUGAUUAAGAUGCGAAUAAAUAUUGCGGACCGUCUCUCCUGGUCAGUGUAUUGCUUUGAGUGCUUGCCAAGCAACGUCAAUUGGAAGUACGAAAGUUUACUGUAUGAAUCAGUGAUUCCAGAAUAUUUGGAGCAAACCAUCAAAAUGAGAUCAUACAAUAGAAUCAUGGUUGUACAAAUAAUGGGAACAGUUUUUGAACAAGAAUUCUGCUACAUGGAAAAAUUCAUCGUUCGAGACUUAUUCAAAUGUUCUCCGUUUGAGCCAAUUGUAAAUGUUUUAAAAUCAAGAGGAAAUUUUACGUUUAAAUUUGUACAAAGUGAAUCAGAUUUUGCAUUUGCUCGAAAUCAGCUUUUAUUUCAAAUCAUGUUCCUCCAACACCGCAUGUUUGAUGAGGAUGAGAUUUCAAAUCUUGUCCUGUCCAAUUCCAUCAUAAAGCAUUUGGUCAUUGAAAAAAUCCGUUUUUUGUAUUGUAAAUGGGCUGGGACGCUGUUUAAGGUGGAAUGGGACGUAUUUUUAAGACCAUUCGCACCGUCAGUCUGGAUUUUUGUGCUGGUAACGAUUCAAAUCCUAACGUGGUUUGGAUUAAUGCUCAAAACCAUCAAAUCUGUCCAUCAGUUAGCACGUGACUACUUAAAAACUUUGCUAUCGGUAUCAAUAUUUUUUCUAAACGGAAUGUUGGGCAAAGGUCAAGCAAAUAUUCCCGUCGUUAUCCUCGCAUUCGCUGCAAUCAUGAAUAUAUUUAUGGUGAAUGAGUAUCUCUCCGUUAUGACGACGGAUUUUAUCGCGUAUCCUGCCGAGCAAGGAAUCUCAAAACUUGACACUCUCCUCCACACCGAAGGAUAUCGGGUUCUAAUGGAAAACGGUGCAGACAACGCAAUUUUCAGUCUUCUUCAGAAGGACAUUGAAUCCAACCUUGAAAAUGAAUAUAAAUUAACUUUCGGAGCUAAUACUUUACAACGAGAUUUUAGCACUCGUUUCACUCGAGAAGUGUUCCAUGCCUUGGUCGAAACUAAAAGCUGCAUGAUGACUGCAGCAUCAACAUUUGCUUAUAAAAAAAUUGACAACGAUCAGUUCACAACUUUGGGGGUGAAGUGUUUUUUCUUGCCGCAGACACAAUCUUUGAGGAUAAACAUCUUUGCAGGGUUUAAAUAUUUUCAUGCAGCCUUGGCCGCUGGAAUUAUGCAGCAUAUCGACGAAGCUGGAAUUGUAAAGAGGUGGAUAGUUUUGGAUGGUUAUGCAAAAAUGUUGAUGAUGUACACAACACAAAAAGCAGAGUUUGAGGAGGUCGAUGAAUUUCAUAAACUGGAUUUAGCAUCACACCUCCAAAUACUAUUUUAUUUGUGGAUGAUUGUAUUGUUAUUGUCGACGUUUUGUUUUGUCGGUGGAUUUGCAUAUGCAGUCGGUGCACGCGAAUUUUUUGUAUCAAUCUUUGACUAUGUAUUUUAAUCGCACGUAAUAAAUAAAUUUUUAUAUCCUUGUUCCUUGCUCGACGACUUUUCACAAGUGAACAGAAGGAAGCGAGAAGUAAUGAAUAUUUUUGGUAGGUGUUUAUGUGUACACAUGCCUCUAAUUAUUUCUAUAUUAGGUUUAUCAUUACUCAUAAUCUCUAUACUUUGCAAAUAUAAUGACAGAAUUGAGACAUAAUAAAAACAAACCUGUCAAGUAUUUUAUUUUCUAGUACAAAAAAUAAAAACCAUGCUUUUAAAUAUAUGUAACAUUUUCCUCAUGUGCACGUAUUUGAGGGGUAUAUGUACGUAAAGUGGGCGUAUAUGAAUGUAAAGGUAAUCCAGCUCAAGAUUGAUAGCACUUCAAGGUUACCGUGAAAGUGAAUCGUCGCAUAGGUUUUGGAAGAUGCCGUUGUGUUAACACAAAUUUCAUCAGUUCCAGACGUCUAAAAUUUUCCAACUAGGCUAUAAAGAUAAGACUGGCCUUUUUG